CCCCUCUUCCUCUAAUGUCUUUGUCCUCUAACUACUACUGUAACUUGCUCAAAAUCUGCUGCCAAGCAGGAAACCAUGCACAAGCAAAGAAGCUUCACUGUCACAUUAUCAAAACCCUUACAAGUCCUGAAACCUUUCUUCUCAAUAAUAUCAUCACGACGUACGGGAGAUUAGGCAACUUAAGGUAUGCUCGUCAUGUGUUCGAUCAAAUGCCUCACCCAACCCUUUUCUCAUGGAACGCAAUUCUCUCCGUCUAUUCUAAAUCGGGUUAUCUUUCUGAUAUGCAAGAGAUCUUCGAUCGCAUGCCGAGGCGAGAUGGGGUGUCUUGGAAUUCAUUUAUUUCUGGGCAUGCGUCCUGUGGUUUGCUUGCUGAGGCUGGCAAAUUUUAUAGCUUGAUGUUAACGGACGGAGCCGUCAAUUUGAACCGGAUAACGUUUUCCACGAUGCUUGUGCUUUGUUCGAGCCAGCGGUGUGUGAACUUGGGUCGACAGCUUCAUGGGCAUAUAGUGAAAUUUGGGUUCGAGUCGUAUGUGUUUGUUGGUAGUCCUUUGGUUGACAUGUACUCAAAAGCAGGGUUGAUUCUUGACGCAAAACGUGUUUUCAAUUCUAUGCCGGAGAGGAAUGUGGUUAUGUAUAAUACAUUGAUCACCGGGCUUUUACGGUGUGGAUUGAUAGAAGAUUCUGAAUGUUUGUUCAGUAAAAUGCCUGAAAAAGAUUCGAUUUCAUGGACCACAAUGAUUACAGGACUUACCCAAAACGGUUCAGGCAGCAAAGCUCUUGAUAAGUUUAGAGAAAUGAUAUUAGAAGGCUUAAGUAUGGAUCAAUAUACAUUUGGUAGCGUAUUGACCGCAUGCGGGGGCCUAUUUGCCUUGGAAGAGGGCAAGCAAGUUCAUGCCUAUAUCAUUAGGACUGAGCUUAUAGAUAACAUCUUCGUUGGUAGUGCUCUUGUUGACAUGUAUUGCAAAUGUAGAAGCAUAAAAGCUGCAGAAGGAGUUUUCAAGAGAAUGAGCUGCAAGAAUGUGGUAUCGUGGACUGCAAUGCUUGUGGGUUAUGGCCAGAAUGGGUACAGUGAAGAAGCUGUUAGAGUUUUUUGUGACAUGCAGAGAAAAGGGGUUGAACCAGAUGAUUUUACCCUGGGAAGUGUAAUUAGCUCAUGUGCAAACCUAGCAAGCUUAGAAGAAGGUGCCCAGUUCCAUGGUCAAGCUCUAGCUUCAGGCUUGAUUUCUUUCAUUACAGUUUCAAAUGCACUUGUCACCUUAUAUGGUAAAUGUGGAAGCAUUGAAGACUCCCAUCGGCUGUUCAAUGAGAUGAACAUCAGGGAUGAGGUUUCCUGGACAGCCUUGGUUUCAGGUUAUGCCCAGUUUGGAAAAGCUUAUGAGACAAUUGAUUUGUUUGAAAGGAUGCUGGCCCAUAGUUUGAAACCCGACGGAGUUACUUUCAUAGGGGUUCUUUCAGCUUGCAGCAGAGCAGGACUCGUGGAUAAAGGACAUCAGUAUUUUGAAUCCAUGGUAAAAGAACAUGGAAUUACACCAAUUAUGGAUCACUACACUUGCAUCAUUGACCUUCUCAGCCGAGCUGGAAGGUUAGAAGAAGCAAAAAGAUUCAUAAAUGAGAUGCCUUUCCAUCCCGAUGCAAUUGGUUGGGCCACUUUGCUGAGCUCAUGUAGACUUCAUCGUAAUAUCGAAAUUGGUAAAUGGGCAGCUGAAUCUCUUCUAGAGUUAGAGCCCCAGAAUCCUGCUAGCUAUAUCUUGCUCUCAAGCAUCUAUGCUGCUAAAGGGAAAUGGAACGAGGUGGCCAAUUUAAGGAGAGGAAUGAGGGAUAAGGGGGUUAGAAAGGAACCAGGUUGCAGUUGGAUCAAAUAUAAGAGCAGAGUGCACAUUUUUUCAGCAGAUGACCAGUCAAGUCCAUUUUCAGAUAAGAUAUAUGCCAAGCUGGAGAAACUAAAUUGCAAAAUGAUAGAAGAGGGGUAUGAGCCAGAUAUGAGUUCUGUUCUUCAUGAUGUUGAGGAAUCAGAAAAGAAGAAGAUGCUUAAUUACCACAGCGAGAAGCUGGCAAUUGCGUUUGGAUUGAUAUUUCUUCCUGCUGGCAUUCCUAUACGAGUAGUUAAAAACCUUAGAGUAUGCGGGGAUUGCCACAAUGCCACUAAAUACAUUUCCAAGAUCACCAAGAGAGAGAUACUUGUAAGAGAUGCUGUCCGGUACCAUUUAUUUAAAGAUGGAACUUGUUCAUGUGGAGAUUUCUGGUGAUGAGAUUGUCAGUGUCAAAGGCUGUUGGAGAGGAUUGUAAAACCAUUAUAUUUAUUAGACUCUGGGAAGAAUUAGAAAGUCCAACAAGAAUAGUUACCUGCUGCAACUGAGUACAGAUCUCAAUGACUUCAGCUGGAGGUGCCCAAUCACCAAAGUUCCUCUCAAUAAACUGUUUCCCUCCACCAAGUGCUUUGAAGAAUUCCGUUCCGCGGUCAAACAAUACAACACCACCCCAGUAUCGAGGCC
Prunus mume (Japanese apricot) is the source of this 2492-nucleotide messenger RNA. RefSeq names its product pentatricopeptide (PPR) repeat-containing protein. Gene Ontology annotation, biological process: RNA modification. Gene Ontology annotation, molecular function: zinc ion binding; protein binding; RNA binding. NCBI's taxonomy places the organism in Eukaryota, Viridiplantae, Streptophyta, Magnoliopsida, Rosales, Rosaceae. The record is from RefSeq and is a predicted model, not a curated record.